Messenger RNA from Plodia interpunctella (Indianmeal moth), 914 nucleotides. Its product is annotated as circadian clock-controlled protein daywake-like. Lineage: Eukaryota; Metazoa; Arthropoda; Insecta; Lepidoptera; Pyralidae. The record is from RefSeq and is a predicted model, not a curated record. The transcript has 5 exons. The coding region runs from base 85 to 801 and encodes 238 amino acids.
UGUCAAAUUAAUUUUCGUUUAUUUUUAACGGAAAUUAUAAAUACCGUCAGUAGAAUUUUCGUAUCAAUCUUAUUUGACAACACAAUGGAUAGCACGCUUCGUCUUGCGUGUUUUGUAUUAGUUACCCUAACAUUUUGCCAAGGAUCGAUAACACCAUGUAGAGAAGAUGAUGAGUACUGUUUGAUAUCGACAGCUCAGGAUUUGUAUUCUCAAAUAAUGCCCGGAAUCCCAUCGAUUGGCACAGAAAAUUUUGAUCCAGUAUGGAUUGAAGAAGUUGAUGGUAGUUUAACUAUAUUGAAGUAUAAAAUUGAAAAUGCAACAGUUACUGGGUAUGCUUAUUGUGAAAUAAAACAUCUUAGUAUCGACACAAGCCGAUCAAACUUCAAGUUAAAUUUGUUCUGCCCAGAAAUAGGUAUGUAUGGUGAUUACGAGAUGAAUGGUCGGUUGAUCGUUCUCCCUGUGGAAGGCAACGGGAACUUUACAUUGAGCAUAUAUUCCUACGAUAUAAAUUUUGACGUUGACUACAAGGUUGUGAAGACUUAUGAUGGCAAAGAAUAUAUGAGCAUAAAGGAUUACAAUUUUGAAGCAACUACUGAAAGGGGAGGAGUUUUCUACUUUGACAAUCUGUUCAAUGGCAGAAAAGAUUUAGCCGACACAGUGCUCAAGUUUGCAAACGAAAACUCAAUAGAAGUGCUGCACGAGUUCCAGAGACCAAUCCUUGCUGUCACUUAUAAGAAAUUCAUGAAGAAUCUUAACAAGUUUCUCAAAUCAAUGCCAAUGGAGCAUUUAUUUGCGCAGUAAACAUAUGGAAGGCACACUUUGUUGGGAGCAAUAAGUAAUGGCAUAUUAUCUGUGAUGAUAAUGUUAAUUCUAAAUCAUUUUGUAUUGAAUAAAUUGUAUUAUUUCAAAGCGGA